GUCCCGGUGCAGGUACAUUUACCUGUCGCCUGACCGCCCGCCUCCCGGGGGCGGGGCUUCGACACGCCCGCCAAUCAGAGCGCGAACUCGGAGCCGACCCCUUUAAGAGCGCGCCACUGCGGACCGCGGGGAUAUCCUGUGACAGCGAGAUGAGGUGCGGAUCUCCGCCGCCACCAUGCGCCCCGGGCUCCCCAGGACCGCCUGCCUGCUGCGCUGCGCUGCCCUCCUCGGACUGGUGCUGCACGCCUCCGCGUUCUUCGGGUUGACCGGCAAGGAGCCCGUGGCGCUGCUGCCCGCUCCGCUCCCCCAGUCCGGGGACACUCCGGCCGGCCGGGCCCACCUCAAGCAGUGCGAGCAGCUGAAGCUCACGCGCAAACAGAAGCGUCUGUGCCGGAGGGAACCGGGCCUGGCCGAAACGCUGCGGGACUCGGUGCGCCUCAGCCUGAUGGAGUGUCACUACCAGCUCAGGAGCGAGCGCUGGAACUGCAGUCUGGACGGCCGCCGGAGCCUCCUCAAGAGAGGGUUCAAGGAGACAGCCUUCCUGUUUGCGAUGUCCUCGGCUGCUCUCACCCACUCGCUGGCCAAGGCCUGCAGCUCUGGGCGCAUGGAGAGGUGCACGUGUGAUGACUCGUCGGACCUGGAACACCGGGAGGCCUGGCAGUGGGGCGUCUGCGGGGACAACCUCAAGUACAGCACCAAGUUCCUCAAGAACUUCCUGGGCCAGAGGAAGAUCAGCAAAGACCUGCGGGCACGAGCAGACAUGCACAACACUGAGGCGGGCAUCCGGGCUGUCAAGAGUGGCCUGAAGACCACCUGCAAGUGCCAUGGAGUGUCGGGGUCCUGCACAGUCCGAACCUGUUGGAAGCAACUGUCUCCAUUUCAUGAGACGGGCAGGAUGCUCAAAUUCAAGUACGAGUCGGCGGUGAAGGUUGUCAGCGUCACCAACUCGGCCACCGGGGAGGCGGAGCUUGUGGGGCCACGCCGCUCCGGCCAGCUGCCCCGUCCCACAGACCUUGUCUACCUGGAGGACUCUCCCAGUUUCUGCCGACCAUCUCGGUAUUCCCCUGGCACCGGUGGGCGGGUGUGUGCAAAGGAGACCACCUGCGACAGCCUGUGCUGCGGGCGGGGGUACAACACGGCACUCCGGACCACCGCCUUCUCAUGCCACUGCCAAGUGCAGUGGUGCUGCCAUGUGGAGUGCCAGACUUGCAUCCAGGAAGAAGAAGUGUACACCUGCAAGCACUGAGCGCCAAGGCGGGCGCGGAACGUGAGCCAGGAGACGAGGGGGUCAGCGCCAGGAGCCCAGCUGGCCGGAAAUGGAGGGUGUGACGCCACGAGGGAGCUCGGCCAGACGCGCACACACACACCCACCCACCGCGGCUCCUAUCGCUUUCUCAGGCUGAUAACGUUUUGUUUUCCCAUCUGUGGAAACUCACCACCCCGUCCAGAGCGCCGGACCUCGUCCGCCAGGCAGUGCAGGACAGGGGAGAGUGUGGCACGCUGGCCAUCGUGGAAAAUGAGCAGGACAGACCCUGCUUUCCAAACUUUGGGCUUUGCUCGAUGCACUUGCGGACCCCCCAUUGUAUCUGACUGCUUAAACGGAAAUGACUGGCAGCCGAUUGAGUCCAAGCACACGACCAGGACGUGCACAGAGUCCACCCGUCCCCUAAUUGUACAGGUGGGCACACUGGAUUGGACGCCCCUCUGAUCCUCACCCGCUCAUUCUAUUUACCGCUAUUGCUCUUUGGUCCAGGGAGGUGCCCGUGUCCAGAGAGAAGGUCAGCUGUCCACCUCCAUAUGGCCACAGUAAGGCUCUGCAUGGCCCUUCUCGAUAUUUUUACGGCGCCCCCUGCAGGGACACAUAGUGAAUGGGGGGACACAUAGGGACACCAGCCUGUCACUUCCACAUCUUGGGUUGUAAAGUGGUCCACACAGAGACCACUGAAACAAGUCACCCAACCCCUGGACCCCCUGCCUGACCUUAGAGCCCUGGACUGCACACAUGUGAGGGGCGGGGCAAAGAAAGGGAAGGUGGGUGUAUUGAGGGCAGCUUCAAAGAAAUGGGGUGGCACCUAAGACAGCGAUUGGCUGUUUGCCUGUCCAUCUGAAAUUAGACCACAAAAAUGACUGGAGUCCUCAUUUGGGGUCUUCGCUUUCUUCGUCUCACUUGAUCUUCUGCUUUCCCAAACUGGUCCCUGCAGUGCCAGUACUCCUGGUGGGUAUGAAGAUGUUGGCAUCAAGCCUCUCACCCCAUUGCAUUGGAGGGCACGAAUCUAAACAGAUCAGCUGACACGUGUGUCCCCCCCCCCCCCCACUGUGCAUGUCAGGGUGGGCACACGUCAUGGGGCACCAUGUGGACUGGCAUGGUUGGUAGAGCACUUUUAGACUCAAUAAACAAGCACUUAAAUCAGGGGGCACAUGACCAGAGUGGAUGGCACUAAAAGUGGGCACAGCAGCAGCGUGAGGGAAAAGUGAAAUGAAGCGGGAAAGGCUGGGAGGCCUGACCACUGGGGGCGCUAGAGAGUAGACGGGAAUAGGCAGGACUGGAGGGUGACCUGAGGAGUGGACAGCAGUGGACAUCAGGAAAGAAGAGUGACAGGGACGGGAGAGACGUGGAAGCUGCAAGGAAAGAAACUGGAAGGGCACAAGUGGCACUCAGAGGGUAAAAUGUUCAAAUUAAAAGAAAGAACAAAACACAAAAUAAAAAGACAAAAAAUGAAGAAAACGAAGAAAAGACAAAAAAGGAAAAAAAUUCCAUCUACGGUGUCGAGGGGACGGAGCCUAACAUGACCGCAUUGGUCAAAGCCCACCCUGGAAGGACCAGCAGCCCGCCACAGAGCCAUUACUAGUGACGAUAAAGAGUGGAAACGAGUUGGUGACCAAUAUGGGAGUUGCAAAUGACCAGUGAAUGAGUGAGAAGAGUGGACAUCACAGCCACCGGGCACAGCUAGAGUGACCCGCUGCCCAUUUGAGCCCAGUGGUCUCCCCCGUCCAGUACAAUGUGGCGCAUCAGGGGUUCAGCCUUGGGGCUCGGAGUGAAGCCAUUGACCGUCAGAAGUGGGCCACUGGGAGUCUUUGGGGCGCAUUGGGGUCAUGGAAGGUCAUUUAGAGUCUUGAUGGUCAUUGGGGUCUUUAAGGAUCAUUGGGGCAUUGAGUUUAUAGAAGGCCACCUUAGGGUCUUGGAAGGUCAUUUCAGUUAUUUAAAGGUCAUUGAGGCUCUUUGGGGUCUUGUGAGGGUCAUUUGGGGGUCUUUAAGGGCUCAUUGCCAUCUCAGUGUGCCCUGACUGUUUAAUUCACGUCACGCCUGUUUGGGCGGUCGGCUCUGAUGGCCAUUAUGUCCACCAUGUGAUUUGCAUUUGAGUGAGGGGAGAAACCGAGACCACCGCGUCCAAUCCGAUUUGUCUUUUUCUACCUCACCUGCGCCGCUUGGCCGACGGAUGGCAGCCCCUAUUUAUGUUGUUAUUUAAUUGUCGACGACACUGCCUUGUAUAUAGCGCCUCUUCUUCUCCUUUUCAAUUCUAAACCAAUAAACUUGCUGCAUUUGUA
This is a messenger RNA of Erpetoichthys calabaricus (reedfish), 3546 nucleotides long. RefSeq names its product wingless-type MMTV integration site family, member 9B (gene wnt9b). Lineage: Eukaryota; Metazoa; Chordata; Cladistia; Polypteriformes; Polypteridae. Gene Ontology annotation, cellular component: extracellular region. Gene Ontology annotation, molecular function: cytokine activity; frizzled binding. Gene Ontology annotation, biological process: neuron differentiation; canonical Wnt signaling pathway; cell fate commitment. The record is from RefSeq and is a predicted model, not a curated record. Bases 176 to 1246 code for a protein of 356 amino acids. The transcript has 4 exons.